Messenger RNA from Dreissena polymorpha, 2551 nucleotides. RefSeq names its product ETS translocation variant 4-like. Gene Ontology annotation, molecular function: DNA-binding transcription factor activity, RNA polymerase II-specific; sequence-specific DNA binding. The transcript is spliced from 10 exons. Lineage: Eukaryota; Metazoa; Mollusca; Bivalvia; Myida; Dreissenidae. Gene Ontology annotation, cellular component: nucleus. Gene Ontology annotation, biological process: regulation of transcription by RNA polymerase II; cell differentiation. The record is from RefSeq and is a predicted model, not a curated record. The coding region runs from base 514 to 1788 and encodes 424 amino acids.
AUUUGUUUUGGAUUCGAUGUAAAUAUAACAUAAAUGAAUUAGAACAAUUAAGACAAUCGCUUCCAUUUGUGUUUAUUAUUUUUUGCUCUGGAGACUUCAUAUAAUAUUUUAUAUGGAAAAAAUAUAUUUUCCUGUGUAAUGCAAGCAACUUCAAGAGAUUGAUUUUAACCACAGUAUUUGAAACUGAGGCAUUUAUUUCAAUUUUAUGAAUGUGGUAAUGUGGAACAUGAAAUAAAUCUGAUGUAUACGCAUAUAUAAAUUAAGUAAAAUAUGAAAACAUUGUAAUGUCAGCAUAGUACAUGUAUUAAGAAUCUUGCAUUUAUCAUACAUGCAAACUAUGUAUGUUGUACAUGCUGGUUACUGAAAACAAAGUAUUUUCUAUUCAUUAAAUAAGGAAAUUUAUUAAGUUACAACCUUUGGCAAAUAUAAAGAAAAACAUUUUAUCUGUACAUAAAGUAUCUUUUAAGUGGAGGUGCUGAAAUAUGUGGAAUACAUUCAAGUGAUAAUUUAAUAAUGAUGGAACUACUGAGUGUGGACACGAGGAUGGUAGACGUGAUCCCUGCAGACUCGGACGACAUUCCUUCCAAUGUGUUAGGGGAGACAUGGAAUCUGCCUUUCCAGGAAGACUACGACAGCGUUGCCAUGGACUCGGACCCCUCUGUGAUUGUUAUGAAUGAACCCCAGUUCCUUGCCGACCUAAUCACAGAGCGCCUGCAGAACUUUGACAGAGACGAACCACUCAAAUCAGACCAGCAGCAGUACCAGUGCAGAAAGUUUUUCAAAAAGAUGAGAAUGGAAGUCAAUGAGAGGUUUCUGACAGAUUCUGAUUCAUCCCGGUCGUCCCAUUCCUCCAUAUUGGAGAGGGAGUCCGACAGCGAAGGGUGCUAUCAUGUUCUGAGAGAGGCAAGGCGGAUGCGCAAAAAAUACAUGAGAAAACGGAGUGUGGAGACAUGUGAGCAGCAACAGCGUCAUGGGCGACAGGUUGCAGCUGAGGCCCUGCUGUGUAUGGAGUCACCGAGCGCGGGCGCGGAGAGCAAGACUUUUCUGCAGGGCAUUCUGCAGCAGCAACAGACUAACGUGUUACCACCCAGUCCGGCAGACAGUGACAGUGGUGUGUCCAGUGAUCUGGAGUCAUCUGAUGACAAGCUCAGACUGCAAGCAUACCUAGCGUCACAGACAGACAGUUCACCGAAGGAGCGUUAUGUUGCUCCGUUCUGCCAACCCCCUCCUGCUCACCAACCCCUGCCUGCUCACUUCAACACAGCCACACACGUUGCCAUGAGACCAGAUGUGUAUAAGCCCCAUCAGAGUCCUCCCCAGGGGCUGUCGUUCAUGUCAGAGUCCGACUCCGGGACCUCUUCAACCACACCUCCAUCCUCCCCGCUCAGAUACAAAAGUAAAAAAGGUCGGAAACCAAAGUUUCACGAGUUUGACCAUAGUCAGUUUGCCACAGCCAAAGAGAAAAAGGAGAGAUUCCACUUUGCAGGCAGCACAACAUAUCUGUGGGAGUUCCUGCUCCAGUUGUUACAGAACAGAGAGACAUGUCCCCGGUACAUCAAGUGGACGAACAGGGAGAAGGGCAUUUUCAAGCUUGUGGACUCCAAGGCCGUGUCAAAAUUAUGGGGUCUUCACAAAAACAAGCCCGACAUGAAUUAUGAAACAAUGGGCCGAGCAUUGAGGUACUACUAUGCGCGGGGUAUUCUUAACAAAGUGGAUGGACAGCGUCUCGUGUAUCAGUUUGCAGAGGUUCCAAAACAGAUCAUCGAAAUCGACUGCACAAAUGCAUAGCCCAACAUACAAACCCAGGAGGCUUUAUAUCUCAUGAGUGGAUCAGGAAAUCAUGUGCUCCAGGCCAUGGUUACUUGAUCUUGUGACCAGGUCAUAUGAUCACAAGAAAUCAGGUCAGACAUGCUGAAAACCUAGUCAGUCAUUGACCCAUUUAGAUUCGUUCCAGAGUCUGAUUUUGGCACCUUUUGUGUGAAAGAAUCAAAAUCACCCGCUUGAAUAGGCCAGUGCAAGAUGCUUUCAACAAUAGCAUUAGUGACCAGUGACAAAUGAAGGUCACCAUCAUUGUGCUGAUAACCAUGAUCAUAUGGUACAGUCAGAACUAGUGCUACAAGUCCUGUCUGUUUAUUGCUUGUACUGGGACAUUGUACAUUGUGAUUUUGAUCUCAGAGCUGUAGGCACUUUGAGGAAAAGAUUCUUAUAAUUUGCUAUGAGGGUAUGUGGCUCCGUUUUAAUAGAAAACAAGGGGCAGAGCAGUGCAGUGUGCCCAUGGCAAAGACCUCUAAUGAACUGCAUUGAUCCUCAUUCUGUAUAAGGAACUUUGUGCAUUUCAAUGAUAGACCAUAAUAACUUGUAUCCUUUUCAUCUGUGUGCCAUUUUUCUCUUCAUUCUAUCCCUAUAUUUCUGUAUAUUGCCAGUAUGUGUGUACAUAUCUGUAUUAUAAAAUGUUGAUAAUGAAUGAUGAUGGACAUUUUAACAAGAACUACAUAUUUUUUAAUGUAAAUAAUAAAAUGUGGUAAAUUUCCAAUUAAAUUGUUUAAAUAAG